This is a messenger RNA of Eruca vesicaria subsp. sativa (arugula), 459 nucleotides long. Lineage: Eukaryota; Viridiplantae; Streptophyta; Magnoliopsida; Brassicales; Brassicaceae. The record is from the annotation of a GenBank genome assembly.
AUGGACUCACAUUACUCACUUAUUCGACUCUUUCUUGUCUCCUUCUGUUUCCUUUGCUUCUUCACCGGUGAUUCAUCGGCGACAAGAGCUGGUGUCUUCUACACCAGACACAGAGGACGAUGCACGCCGCAGUAUUGGAGCAGCAGGAGGGAAGGAUGGCCAAGAAUGGUGCCUGAGGGAUCAACGGUGGAGAAAAUGUUCGGAGUGAUGGUGGCGAAAGAGCGUUGGAGAUCUGAUCUGACGCUGGUGGAAUCAACGGCUAGGAAUGACGAGGAAGGGAAUGCGUACGGUUCGUUGCUGAAGCAAGGGAUCGCUGCUCUGCUCAACUCUUAUGCGAGAAGAAGCUUUUCUUAUGCUCCUUGGGAGGUGAAGACUAUGCUCAUUCAGGCCAUGAUUUCUGAGCCGGCUGCUCGCCGGCAAGCACAAAAGUUCAAAGCCGCUAACGUGGCUUGUGACUAA